ACAUCAUAGACUGCCAAUCCACUUGGGCACUUGCCUGUACAGCCACCACCUCUUUCGGUUGCACACACUUCGAUAUUUUUACACCUUCAACGAGUCUAUAAUAAUCCACAGCUUACACUCAUCGGUGUGGGUAUAAGUAUCGGUCUCGCCCUCAUCCUACCAGACUCUUUCAAUCAUCUACCACCUUUGAAUUCACAAGCUCCAUUGCAGCAACCUUACCUCGAACCUUGCCACUCCGACCAUCUCCAGCACCCAUCCUCCGCGACGUAACCUUCCUAAGCAAGCGACGAUGUUGUCUUUCACCCACAUCUGCUCCCUUAUCCUGGCCGCUUCGACCUUGACCAGCGCCUUGCCCGUCACCGAAGCUGCUCCAUCAUACGCAAAGACGCCCAAGAACUUCUUCCUGGUGACAACUACCUCCUCCCAGCGACCACAGAACAACAACGCAUCGACACUGGCCAAUGUGAGCGCAACGUCACUGUUCGACCCCUUCCACCAGCGUACAUACUACCUCCGAACAAUCGAACCGGGCUAUCUCUCGCUCCCUACGUUCAACCUCACCGAUGGCGUCCUCCAGACAUUGACCUCCAACUACGCCCUCGGCGAGGGCAUCACAUUGUACAACAGCUCUCGGGUCGAGCCUGGAGUCCAGCUUGGUCUCAACCCUCAGCCUGAGGUCAAGGGUACUCUGGCGCUGAAGGACGGCUAUCUCCUGACGGCGGACGGAUCGGCCGAGGGCUGGACGAUCUGCACGGAUGUGCUGAGUCAGAGCGUGCUCUUCUGGAAAGGUACUGAUAGCAGCUGUGUUCCGACUUUCAUCCAGGCUGUGAACAAGCCCCCUUACUGAGUGUAUCCUACGUAAUUUAUGAGCGACGAUGUCGAUACCGGAAACGAUCUUGGACGGUCUGCGUAU
Molecule: messenger RNA, 913 nt
Organism: Dissoconium aciculare CBS 342.82
Lineage: Eukaryota; Fungi; Ascomycota; Dothideomycetes; Mycosphaerellales; Dissoconiaceae
Exons: 2
Coding region: 290-847 (185 amino acids)
Source: RefSeq, a predicted model, not a curated record